Molecule: messenger RNA, 1152 nt
Organism: Necator americanus (New World hookworm)
Lineage: Eukaryota; Metazoa; Nematoda; Chromadorea; Rhabditida; Ancylostomatidae
Exons: 9
Coding region: 1-1152 (383 amino acids)
Biological process (GO): regulation of transcription by RNA polymerase II
Molecular function (GO): DNA-binding transcription factor activity, RNA polymerase II-specific; RNA polymerase II cis-regulatory region sequence-specific DNA binding
Source: RefSeq, a predicted model, not a curated record
AUGCAGGAACCCCAACGGCUCUAUCCCUCCCUAAAUAGUCUUCAAGGCCAACUAGGUGGCUCUUUGGCUCAACCAUCUUCCGGACGAUACUCGCCUUCGACAGCGUACAGGAGCAGAAUGCAGCCGUUCAACAACUCGUUGUUCGGCUCAUUCGAUGACCCGCUGUUUCAAGCGAGAGCCGCUCAAGCAGCGUUGGCCGAUAUGGACGUGAAGGUGAACAUUACGAAUCCACUAAUGCGACCGCACGAUAUGUUCAGAUAUUCCAGUAAUUAUCUGAUGACGUCAACACAAGAUCCCACGAAUAUCUAUCACGGUCUGCCAGCAGCUCCUGAAGGUUUCGACGCCACGGUGUUGGUGCCCACGUCAUCCGAGCAGGAUCAAAUGACUCCACUGCAACAGGUGAUGGCAAUGCAAAACUACGGUGCCUCAUCGCAUUUCCCUCAAUAUCCAAUGGCAUCAUCAUUUCCGUCGGCGAUUCCACCACAAGUAGCUCGCUAUCCACUUGCCGCGCCUGCAGCAGAAGUUGACACCGAUCCCAGGGAACUUGAGCGAUUUGCUGAACAUUUCAAACAAAGACGUAUUAAGCUUGGUGUAACGCAGGCAGACGUCGGUAAAGCACUUGCUCAUUUGAAAAUGCCAGGUGUUGGAUCUCUUUCACAAUCGACAAUAUGCCGUUUUGAAUCACUUACGCUUUCACAUAACAACAUGGUCGCCCUCAAACCUAUACUACAUAGUUGGCUUGAGAAGGCAGAAGAGGCGAUGAAACAGAAGGAUGGAUGUGGUGAUAUCUCAGGAAUUCUGCCCAACACUGACAAAAAACGAAAACGAACCAGCAUAGCAGCACCCGAAAAACGAUUAUUAGAGGACUAUUUUAGGCAACAACCACGACCGUCUGGUGAGCGAAUAGCAGCAAUUGCCGACAAAUUGGACCUAAAGAAAAACGUCGUUCGUGUCUGGUUCUGUAAUCAACGGCAAAAGCAAAAGAGGGAUUUCAGGUCACAAUUCCGAUGCAGAAAUGGCGCUCCACAAGCGCCGCGCCUUAUGCAAACCGCCACCAGCGGGAAGUGCCCGCCACCGUUCACCGCGCUGCCCGGCUACUUCGAUCAACAUCAACACACCGGUCCAACAUUGUCACAGGAACUGAAAUUUUAG